AGUUUUUGUUACCAUCAGGGGCAUCAGGUCUGAGCCCUGAUCCAGCCCCAACCAAUAUCCGGCGCGGCGGUAUUUUCUCUCAAUUUAGAGCUUUUUUUCUCUCACUUCGCCAAAAAUUCCAGUUAAAUAUAUAUGAGAAUGUUUUUUUUUUUAAAUCAGUCGCCCCGCUUUUCAAGGUUAUAAUGAUAUGUAAUAUUAAAUUCCAACUCAAGCCUUUUGUUCCAGUUCCCAAGGAAAUUCGCGUUUGGUUGCUGAAAGUUGCGCAAUUUUUACGCUACCACGAAAUUAAUGUUAUUACUUAGGUCUCGGGCUUCUGGUUGCUCCGUUUUACACUUUUGAUGCGACCAAUGCACUCGAAUUUUGGAAAACGUGAUCGCUCAACUGCAUCACCGUAUUAUUACUAGGGCUACCACUCUCCGGGUUUCGACCGGAGAUCUCCGGGUUUGGGACUGAAAACUUUAACACGGGGAGUAAAGGGAUCUCCGGGUUUGGGACUGCAAAUUUAACACGGGGAGUAUAGGGAUCUCCGGGUUUUCGAGUCCAAAAUCUCCGGGUUUUAGCUUUGGAAGUCUGGCACUCCUAAUUAUUACUCAGAAAAUUGUGCCUGUAGACUAAAAACAUUCUUGUAUUAUUUUGUGCUUUACUUUUACGUCUGCAUUUCACCAUCCGUUUUUAAGAAACUUGUGUGCGUUUUUUUUAAAGAGUGAGACAACCUACACCAUGAAAGAUAUAACCUGUCAAUAUAUGUCUGUAUGUAAAUGAGGGGAGUAGGGGACAAGCGUAUAAAUAAAGCGCGCCUGCUCAUAUUCUUUAUCAUUCUGAUUCUGAGUUUGCUACCUGGCCGCUCUAGUUAGCCGGCCAGAGCAGGAGCGAUACAGCUCAGUUAGUUAGUGUUUUAUUCCUCAAGCCCUAAAACCUAACUCGCUAUCGGCAAGGGAGAAACCGACCUGCGGUUUCCCCUGUACAGCCCGGCUGUUAGUCAUACCGUUCUUCCGGUUGACGCUGAUUGCGAGUGAAGUCCCUGCUUACUUUAAUCCGCGCGACCGGUCGACUUUCCCAAGUCGUCGUCGGAGUGCUCGUCACGUUAGCUUUAUUUUAGUAUUUUGAACCUAAAUUCCCCUAGACUAACCGGUAGGCCGCUUCAAGAGGCGCGACGAAGAAGGGUCUCAGUGAGCAAAAAAGCGCGUUUUGAGAUAAACGAGCCUUUUGUACAGCCAAAGCGUUGGUGGUUUCUUAGUAUUUCAAACCUGCUGAUCAUGCAGGUUAAAAAUGCAACCGGAUCGGGGAGCUUUUUUCACUACUCUAAUUUCUCAUCACACUCAUAUUUAUAGACAUCUCAGCCAGCCGAGGCAGAGAGCGCAGCCGGCUCACAAUCAGCCGAUUCUUUUCUCGAGCCGAAAUUUUUUACCGGUUCAUCAGCCAUUCCCAGCCAGAAAUUGGAUAUCCUUCAGGUUAUUCAAAAGAUAUCCAUGGAUAUCCGGAUAAUAUAUACCAUAUUUCAUUUGGGCCGCGCCAGCCAGUCAGCCACCCAUAAUUUUUUUCUGUAUCAUUUUUUAAUUUUCACGUGCCCUAAAUUAAAUUUUUUCGUGCCGUUCUAUUUCAUGACUAUUUUUCUGAAGUAGUUCGAUUACGGUGUUUUUCGUGUUAGUUAGAUAAGUUUUUUUUCUGAGUCGAUAUAUAUUUAUAGUGUUGACUGUUGACUCAUUAAAAUAUGUCAAAUUAAUCUAAUUACAGCUACGAGUAUAUAUGCUUAUUUAUAUACUACUCUUGUACAAAAUCACAGAAAAAAAUCUGCUAAUUGUAAGCCAUUAAAUUGGUACUUCAUCACAAGUCUUUUGGAUAAUUUUUAGAAAUACUUCGUCGUUUUCUAUCGUUUUUAUUUCCACCGGUAUAAGGCGUUGAAAAGUCUCGGGAUCAUUACAGCUGGACUUUGGGUAACGAGUGCAAAGAGCACGUCGCCACAAAAAGAUCAUUGGGGGUCUGCGGUGUUUAACUGUAUGACGCGUAUUGGGCCCUUUUUUGGGCUUAUCCCUGCCAAGGUAAAUUUUGUUCUACUUUUGACCAGAUAUUUCAUAUCCAUUCUAGUAUGCAAAAUAAUGAAUAGACCGUCAUAAUCUCGAAUUUCUUGAAUGAUGGUCGGCAUGAGUCGAGGGCGGCGUUUUUCCUCCAGUAUCUCACACCGGCCAUUAAUACCCUACAUUUCCUUUUAGUGCAACAAAUACAUGCUUUAAGAAUGGUGAUCCACCCCAUAUGACUAUCGAGUAAAGUAUAUGACUCUAUGGGCAUAGGCGAAAUACUUGCCGUAGCACGUCUGUCGUUAUACUUUGUCUCGUAGAAUAAUAAAUAUUUAUGUUACGCUUCGCAACUUUUGUUAUUCGCUUCGCCACUUUUGUUACGAUGCUUCGUUCCAAAGUUUGUAACUUUAUAAUAUGUAACACAUACACCGACGGAAUUUUGCCAGCCAGCCGUCGACGUCUGUAUUCAUGACGGUUUAGAGCCGGAAAGUCAGCAAAAUGUGGGUGGCUCAGAUGUCUACACUCAUUGGAUUCCAUUGCAAAGACGCAUUCAACGUAUUUUCAGCAUCAUUUGCUUUCUGCUCAUUGUCAGAUUUAUUCCGUUAAGAUUGUUGAGUAUUUUAAAUGUGGUACAUUGUUAGCUAAUUACCCGCAAAAUAAAAAAUAAUUGCAAACAGCACAGUUAUUCUUAUAUUUCUUUUUAAGUUUAAAAAACAAACAAAUAUAAGCUAAACUUCAUGAAUUAAUAAUUUUAUCAAUCGCAAUGAUGCGUGCAACAUUAUGCCUACAACAAGGAUUUUCCAAGCUUUUGCAGUAUCAACCCUCUUUAAAAAAAUAAUAAUAUUAAUUUCAUCAGUAAAAUAGCGCUCCAUAUCUCUAGCUUCUCAGUUUGUCUUGUAAAUUUCGCAAUGCAUGCAACCAGCAGUGUUGAAUUGCCACGUGUCUUGUGCGCAUCGAGCAUUGUUUUGCGAGUUGCAGCAGAGCUCACAAUUUUUCAACUCGCGCGGAAUGAAGAAAAACGCAGUGAUCAUUAGCAUGAACACACUGCCCAGAUCUGCGUGUGUUUAUUUAAGCAAGUACGAAUCACUCUCGCUUUUUCCAGCUCAUCGUCUCUUUUAUGAUGACCUUCUGAGAGAGAAAGAGAGGGAUUGACAGAUGACACGUGCGCUCAACGCCGUUGUUGUAUGUUGUUUCUUACACUCUGCGCAACAAACAGGCUGGAUGGCUUGGCUCUGGGCUGGUGUCUCAUUGCCGAAAGUUUGCGAAGAUAGCAGCUGGGAAAGGAAACGCAUAGCUGCAUAACCCUCUUUUACUGGUGCGUGCUGCGUGGGCCAAUGGGACCUACCCCCUCCCCCCUUGGUGGGUGGCGUGACUCUUAUAUAGAAUGGAGACUUCGCGUUCGCACGCUUGAAGCAGAGUUAACACUACACAGCAGAAAGUGGACUGGAUAUGGACGAGGGCUGACGCACUGAGGCAGGAAAAUUAAAAAUGUUUGACCAGUCUGAGAGUGAGCGAUAUCCUAACACUGACGACUGAAGUGCAGAUAAAGCCUCAACAUGGUCCUGACCAGCACGUUCAGAAUUGUGCAGCAAAGAAGGCGAAGACAGCUAGGACCAAUCUCUUUGAGAGACCAGUGCAUCCGAAUCGUUCUGAACAAUAAAGCCUUCUAUGUCAACUAUCACAUUACAAAUGGCAUCAACCCUUUUGCAGAAUUACCUGACUGUUUGAUAAAUGAACUUCGAGAAAAAGAAAUCGGAAACAUCUACACUUCUGAAUAUGAACUGCAGCAUCUCUUCAUCAAUCCUAGAAUGAAAAGUAUAGAGAUAGCUUCGAAGCUUGACUCUCCCAGCUUCAAAAAGAUAUGGGAUGCAUUAAAUGAUAAUAAACCACCUUUGGAAAUCUUCAUUUGGGAGCGAUGGCCCAUUCUGUUUGACCAACGUGUAACCUUUGAUGCUGUGAUGUCGUAUGGAGGUCUCAAAAUCCUUUCGCUAACCCAAUAUCCACAGAACGAUGGUCAUUUAGAAGAAAUUGCAUCAAAGCUAAAGUCUCUAAGGGUUCUCAAAAUAGGACUAGAAGAGAGAAAUGUCACCAUGAGAGGUCUGACGGCGCUUUCAAAACUUGAAAAUCUGCAAGAUUUUCAGUUCAAUGAAUACGAUCGUGAGCCAAAUGAUCAUCCAGUGUACCAAGAGAUCUUCAACCAGUGCCUGCAUCUGAUGCCAAAACUUCACACCAUUGGUACUUCUGUAUUCAUUGCCAUAAAUCAUGUUCUAGGUUACCCCAUUGACCGACCCAUCAGCUCAAUUCUUGAAUUGAACCUGAAGCAAAUAUUGCUGAAAAACUGUGGCACAAUCCCUCCAAACAUUCGCUUGCCACAAUUGAAGGAACUGUAUCUCAUGCACCCGAUUGAGAACAUAAAUGCUGAUGAGCGAUUCUCAAACGUAACUGUGCUUGGAAUGUACAAGAUCAGCCUUAGAUCUAUGUUUCGGGCUAUACAAUUGAUUGGAAAAAAUAUUGAAAAGCUCGUCAUCUCUCAUAUUGUGGAGAGUAUUAAUUUGGGUGAGGUGUUCCGAUCGUGUCCAAAUCUGAAGGAAUUUGAAAUGCCUGAGAGCCCUGCGAAGUUUAUCAUGACGGGCCCGUUUCUUCCUUUUGUUCAACAAUUAGAAAACUUGAGCAUCGAUUUGGUAAGUCCCCACAAAUCUAGUUUUCCUAAAGGCAUGUUGGCCUACCUGCUGAAAGCCCCAGCCCUGAAAAAAGUUGCGUUUAACUGCUUGUAUGUGACGCAAGAAGAGACAAACUCGAUUGUCAAAGGUUUGGAACGUGGAACCAUGCUGCAAAACCUUGAGUCUUUUCAGUACUUCAAUUACACUGCUUGUGACAAUGAUGAUCCAAGCAACUUAACUGCUGCUGAGAAUGUUUCUGACGAAGAAUUUUUCAAUCCGGUUUUGAGAGGCCGAUUUGAUGUGUUGUUUAAAAAACUAGCUUUGCACUGCCCGGAAUUCGUGAAUCUAGUUGAAAACAACUAAUAGGUCUUUUAAGCGAUGUAAUUUUAUACUUAAUGGGCUUCAUCAGAGUUUUGUCCAAAAGUUAGCAAACUGACUGAAACUACUAAAAUAACUGGUGAACAUAUCGAACAUAUAAUACUUGGACAACAGGUAUAUUAUAUAGGUCUCCCUCUCGAAAUCUACUAUUGUAAUAUAUUUUAUGGUCCUUAUUUUAAUGCAUAUAAUUAAGAGGUCUCAAAGAGCCGAUCAUACAGAUAAAAAUAAUUAAUUAUUUUAAAAAAUUUCCUCACAAUGUAAUUGUUAAAGAUAUAGUUCAUCUCUAAAGACAAAGCAGCUUUUAGUUUUGCACCACCAACAUGAUCUAGACGAUUUUUGUCUGAUUAUGCGAUAGUUUUGUAUGUGAUUUAUGUUUUUCACCUUAAAAAGGUAUUUAUACUUAACGUAUCUUAUAAGAGCCUACCUUUGUCAAUAUUCCACUUAACAAAUAAAAUAAAGGAAUAUCUGAAUUGUCAUAUUGGUGUAAUAUAAAAAAUAAUAUAUUGCCUCGCAAAGUUACGUUCGAAUAUAAAUAUGCCUAAAAUAACAGGUAAUAAAUGCAAAUUUUUUACUAGACAAGUUCUUAAUUUAACUCAACAACAUGUAUCCAGCAAAUUGAUAUAUAUGUUACUGAAUUGGUUUGACAAAUUUGGGUUCAUCAUUUCAAAGCAUUUUUGCUUUACAUUGAAAAUCAGGGCAAUUUUUUUUUUAAUUUUUAUUAAAAUGCAUAAAUAUUAUACUAUAUAUGAGUGAACUUUUCUGCAUUAUCUUUAAUGUUUUUUUUUACUUUUUGUGUUAUGAUUUGACUGAUUUGUAAAUUGCCAGAUUGUGAUAAAGGAACUUUAAUUUCUGUUUACUGAUGUACAAAACAAAAAUAAAUAAUUUAAUCUAA
Molecule: messenger RNA, 5945 nt
Organism: Cloeon dipterum
Lineage: Eukaryota; Metazoa; Arthropoda; Insecta; Ephemeroptera; Baetidae
Exons: 6
Coding region: 3572-5038 (488 amino acids)
Source: RefSeq, a predicted model, not a curated record